AUGGCCAUAGAUAAAUCUCGUGCAGUAAUAGAUAAAUCAGAUAUGAUACCUGAAAUGGAAGAUGAUGCUGUUUAUGUAGCUGCAAUCGCAAUGGAAAAGCAUAAUAUUGAUAUGCAUAUUGCAAGUUAUAUUAAACAUGAAUUUGAUCGUAAAUACAAAGCAACAUGGAAUUGUAUUGUUGGUAAAAAUUUUGGUAGCUUCAUACAUCAUGACAGAGGAGGAUUUGUGAGCUUUCGUUUAAAUGGUUUAAAUGUACUAUUGUUUAAGCUGGGAUAAGUUUAAAACAAUACCUUGUAUGAAUCAUCUAUAUACCGUUUUAAUAAG
This is a messenger RNA of Schistosoma mattheei, 324 nucleotides long. The record is from the annotation of a GenBank genome assembly. Lineage: Eukaryota; Metazoa; Platyhelminthes; Trematoda; Strigeidida; Schistosomatidae.